AUGAACAUCCGGAGAUAUAAACCAAACGUGGUGACGGCCAUUCUCGCCGUAAAUAUACUAGGACUGCUGAUGAUCAUCCUUGUGAACACACGGUCGCGCUGGCUCAGUCACGCCAUGGAUGGUUACUACUCACGUGCCAAAACCUUCAGUGAUUUAAGUGAAUCUGGAGCCUAUGAUUCGCUGAAGUGGGAGCCUGCCCAAGGUUCCGUGUAUGACACCAUGUUAGGUACCAGGGAAAUGGUAGCUCGCCCACUAGAAGCCGAUAAAAUGACGAACCUGAAUGUUAACCCCUCUAAUAAAUUAGACAUGUCCAAGUAUAAGUACAGUGAUACGUUGGAUUUCAUCCUCCCUGUCCCUCGUGUGUCUACAACAGACAGAGUGUACAGGUUAAAUAAAACCAUCAUGCAGAACUAUCUGAAAUUGAAAUCAAGAAAAUACACAGAUAAAGUGGUGAUUCUGACACCCAUUCAUAACAGCGAAAACAGCCUGAUGAACUAUGUUCGGGAAAUUAACCAUUUGUCCUACCCUCAUCAUCUUAUUUCAGUGGUUUUCGGCGAGGACGGUAGCCAUGAUGGCACCCUCACUGUAGCGCACGAGGUUGCGCAAGACUUGAAAGAUUUCGGCUUUAAGAGGACCGACGUUCUCCAUUUUAAUAUUUCAGGACAGGUUGAAGGUGGCUGGGGCGAUAUACAUCAUAUAACAGUUCAAUAUAAACGCCGGAAGCACCUUGCGCAGGCGCGGAAUCUUUUACUUAAAGGCGGUCUCAAAGACGAAGACUAUGUUUUAUGGAUAGAUAGUGAUGUAGGAAGCAUGCCACCUGACCUCAUUCAGCAACUUUUGUAUCCUGAUAAAGAUGUGGUCACACCGCUCUGUCUCUUCUCUUCCGGCGGUGUUGACCGCGUUUACGACAAAAACACUUGGCGGGAAACUGAAGACUCCCUUAGGAACCAAAAGACACUUCAGCCAUACGAAUUGGUAGUGGAAGGAUACAGUACAACUCUAAGGCUGUAUCUAUCAGAUCUUCGGGCCGAAGGGCGAGUUGUGGCUUUGGAUGGCGUGGGUGGAUGCAGUUUGUUAAUAAAAGCCGAAUGCCAUAGAAAAGGACUUAUAUUUCCGGAAGAAAUUUAUGAUCAUCACAUAGAAACGGAAGGCUUAUCGAAAAUGGCAAAAAACAUGUCGUUCGGAGUGUAUGGACUUCCGUUUGUGGUAGUGUACCAUUCAUGA
Molecule: messenger RNA, 1224 nt
Organism: Ylistrum balloti
Lineage: Eukaryota; Metazoa; Mollusca; Bivalvia; Pectinida; Pectinidae
Exons: 1
Coding region: 1-1224 (407 amino acids)
Biological process (GO): protein N-linked glycosylation; cell wall mannoprotein biosynthetic process
Cellular component (GO): mannan polymerase complex
Molecular function (GO): alpha-1,6-mannosyltransferase activity
Source: RefSeq, a predicted model, not a curated record